Siniperca chuatsi (mandarin fish) is the source of this 5485-nucleotide messenger RNA. RefSeq names its product calcium channel, voltage dependent, alpha2/delta subunit 3 (gene cacna2d3). The coding region runs from base 1229 to 4627 and encodes 1132 amino acids. Gene Ontology annotation, molecular function: voltage-gated calcium channel activity. Gene Ontology annotation, cellular component: voltage-gated calcium channel complex. The record is from RefSeq and is a predicted model, not a curated record. The transcript has 39 exons. NCBI's taxonomy places the organism in Eukaryota, Metazoa, Chordata, Actinopteri, Centrarchiformes, Sinipercidae.
GAUGAUAUUGUCCGUCAUCCUAACAUGCAGGCACCUUAUCGGCACGUCCCAGACAGUACGGGCUCCUCACAACUUUGAUGUAUGAUGCAAUUACUAAACUAAUAAAAGCCUCAAGUCGAAACACGGUUCCUGUGGUUGAGGAGGUUGGAGGAGGGUGGAGGGGUGGUGCAUCAGCCCGCCUGCUGCCUUGACAACAUUAUCGCUUCCUAAUCAGCAGUUUAGAGUAGGCUACAGGACGAUAGGCCCGGCCUUUUUUUAGAGUAAGUAGUGAUGAAUAUGGCGCACUAAUCAAAACUUUAUGUCUUCAUAUAAGAGGGGAGUUUGUUCCUUGUUCCAGAGGCGCUAAUUCACUACACCUUAAUUCCUGAAUCAAUCUCUGGGGUCCACGUGGAAAAAUUGCUGGUGAGUGACAUGACGUCAUUGGUCAAGUGAUAAAUUACUGGACUUCAGCCAAUCACAGAACAAGCACAAAGUUAACAGGAUAUUUUGCUCCAAUAUUUACUCACUGACAUGUAUCUCUCUCAUUUUGGUUGUUUUGUAGUACCCUAUUUGUUAUCUGAACGAUCCCUCGAAGUCUUCCCAAUCGCAAAUGACUCCCACCAUGAACUGUUUUUUUUAUUGUUGUGCUGCUGGCAGUGCGGAAGCCUUCAUCAAAUAUCUGCAGUCUCAUUAUCGCCCACAGAGCCAUUUUAUGUCAGGAAUCUCCCCUUAUUCUGUGCUUCUUAUUUUAACCAUUAUAUUCUAAAGAAGACAUUAUGUCAUGCACUACACGAUCACAUUUCAGUUAUAGUAAAAACACACGCUUUCUCUUCUUGUCUGUGCAACAUGGAGAUUGGAGACAAUACAGUGCAUCCAGCGUGUACAGUAUAAUGCAGCGUCAGCGUUAAAUGCAACAACUUUAGAGCACUCGACGUGAGAGAAAUGCGUCGCAGUGGAGAACCAAAGUUCACUAUUUGAGCAUUUCAGCCUUUAGCAGAUGGAUUUCGUUUUUCUCUGCAGCUCUGUGGCCGAUACACCUGUGCAUGCUGCUCCUCUCAGCUGAAACCUGAACAGAGGAACUCCCUCAUCGUCUCCUCCAGGAAUCAUAUUCUGCUCACUUCACCUCCUCAAGCUUUUCAGGCUUCGUUGCAAACAAGUAGACGACACGUUUCCAGGAAUAAAGGUCCGUGUUUCUUGCAGCAGAGAGCCGACUGAGGGGGUUUUCCCUUUUCAGAGAAAGGAGCAGAGGAUGGAGGCUGAGCUGAUGAUGCUGGGGGACUGGAGGAUCCUGUUCUCGCACAUGUGCAACGCCAGCCUCCUUCUGCUCUGGAUCCUCGUCGGCUUGAAUGUGGUGGAGGUGGCGGGGUCCCAGCAAGGGAUCCCUCUGUCAGUCGUAAAGCUCUGGGCCUCAGCAUUUGGUGGAGAAAUUAAAUCCAUUUCUGCAAAAUAUUCUGGAUCCCAACUACUGCAAAAGGAGCUGUGGGCUAUCACAGCGCCGCGUCCGGGGACCAACUCCAGUUCUGAGGCCAGUGCCUCGGUCAAGGGCAAUAGCAGGAUUAAUCCUAAAAACUCUGCUGCAUGUCUUGGAGCGUGGGAGGAAAGCGGAACAACCAGAGGAAGUCCACGCAAACAUGGGGAGAGCGUUCAAACUGCAUAUAGAAAGCGGCUCCUGGGUCCAAACCUAGGACCUCCUUGCUCUGAGCGGCUCGUGGAGGCAGCAGAAGAAGCGCACCAUCAGCAUGAGGAUAAUCCCGACCUGCAGUAUGAGUACUUCAACGCCGUGCUGAUCAAUGAAGUGGACGAGACAGGCAAUAACGUGGAGCUGGGAGGAGAGUUCCUCCUGGAGCCCAACGACCAUUUCAAUAACCUGUCAGUCAACCUGAGCCUCAGUGUAGUGCAGGUGCCCACCAACAUGUACAACAAAGAUCCUGACAUAGUGAACGGAGUUUACUGGUCCGAGGCUCUCAAUAAAGUAUUUGUAGAUAAUUUCGAAAGAGACCCAACACUAAUCUGGCAGUACUUUGGGAGCGCCAAGGGUUUCUUCAGGCAGUACCCCGGAGUGAAGUGGCAUCCAGAUGAACAUGGUGUUAUUGGCUUUGACUGUAGAAACAGGAAGUGGUACAUUCAGGCAGCAACAUCUCCUAAGGAUGUUGUUAUCUUAGUCGAUGUUAGUGGAAGCAUGAAAGGACUGAGGCUGACCAUCGCCAGACAGACUGUCUCCUCCAUUUUAGAUACACUGGGAGAUGAUGACUUCUUCAAUAUCAUUGCAUAUAAUCAGGAGAUCCACUAUGUGGAGCCUUGUUUGAAUGGCACGCUGGUCCGAGCCGACAGAACCAAUAAAGAUCAUUUCCGUGAACAUCUGGACAAGCUGUUUGCCAAAGGGAUCGGGCUGCUGGGUGAAGCGCUAGCCGAAGCGUUCACAAUCCUGAAUGAUUUUAAUCAAACUGGACGUGGCAGUGUGUGCAGCCAGGCCAUAAUGCUUGUGACCGACGGGGCGACUGAAAUGUAUGACGACGUUUUUGAAAAGUACAACUGGCCAGAAAGAAAGGUGCGAAUAUUCCCUUACCUGAUUGGACGAGAGUCUGCAUUUGCUGAUAACCUCAAAUGGAUGGCUUGUGCCAACAAAGGAUAUUUCAGUCAGAUCUCCACCUUAGCAGAUGUUCAGGAGAACGUGAUGAGGUAUCUUCACGUCAUGAGCCGCCCGAAGGUCAUUGACCAUGAGCACGACACAGUGUGGACUGAAGCUUACGUGGACAGUGCUCUUUCCCAGGCUCAUAAGUUGAAAGAGAAAGCGGGCCCAAGUCUGAUGACUACCGUCGCCAUGCCUGUCUUCAGCACAAAGAAUGAAACGAAGAACCAGGGUAUUCUGUUGGGGGUUGUAGGAACAGACAUCCCUCUGCAGGAGCUGAUGAAGCUCAUCCCCAAACAUAUGUUAGGAAUCCAUGGGUACGCAUUUGCUAUUACAAACAAUGGCUACAUCCUGACACAUCCGGACCUCAGACCUUUGUAUCAGGAUGGUCAGAAGAGGAGGAAGCCCAACUACAGCAGCGUGGAUCUCUCUGAGGUGGAGUGGGAAGACAAAGAUGAUAUUCUACGCAACGCUAUGGUGAACAGGAGGACAGGGACUUUCUCUAUGGAGGCGAAGAAGACAGUGGAUAGAGGGAGGCGUGUCCUGAAGAUGCACAAUGACUAUUACUACACUGACAUCAAAGGAACACCAUUCAGUGUCGGAGUGGCUCUCUCCAGAGGUCAUGGAAAGUACUUCUUCAGAGGAAAUGUAUCAGUUGAAGCCGGGCUCCGUGAUCUGGAACAGCCAGAUGUCGCCCUGGCAGAUGAAUGGACUUAUUGCAACACAGAGGAGCAGCACGAGCACCGUCACCUGACCCAGAUUCAAGCCAUCAAGCUCUUCAUGACGGGCCACAGACCACACCUGAAGUGUGACAGAGAGCUAAUCCAGGAGGUGUUAUUUGAUGCUGUGGUCACUGCUCCACUGGAGGCCUACUGGACUGGACUGGCCCUCAACAAGUCAGAGAAUUCUGACAAAGGAGUGGAGAUUGCCUUCCUGGGUACACGCACCGGCCUGUCGAGAACCAACCUGUUUGUUCCCACCGAUCAGCUCUCCAAUCAAGAUUUCCUGACAGCGGAGGACAAGGAGGGUGUGUUUAAUGCUGAUCACUUCCCUCUGUGGUACAAGAGAGCGGCGGAGCAGGUCCCCGGCACAUUUGUCUACUCCAUCCCCUUCAGCACAGCUUUAGAAAAUAAGAGUGUGGUUUUGGCCAGCACAGCAAUUCAGCUCCUCGAUGACAGAAAGUCUCCAAUUGUUGCAGCUGUAGGGAUCCAGAUGAAGCUCGAGUUCUUUCAGAGGAAGUUCUGGACUGCCUGCAGACAGUGUACAGCUCUGGAUGGAAAAUGUAGCAUUAGCUGUGAUAACGAGGACAUUAACUGUUAUCUCAUUGACAACAAUGGCUUCAUUCUUGUCACAGAGGAUCAAUCUCAGACAGGGCUCUUCUUUGGAGAGGUGGAGGGUGCUGUUAUGAACAAACUUCUCCAAAUGGGGUCCUUCAAAAGGAUCACGCUGUAUGAUUACCAGGCCCUUUGCAAAGAGUAUGCUGGGAGCAGUGACAGUGCACGCACUUUGUCAGACCCCUUCUCUGUUGUUAAGUGGCUCCUGACUGAACUUGUCAUUUUUCUGCUAGAAUUUAACCUGUACAGCUGGUGGAAUGUCGAUCUCUCAGUUAAAGCUCAGAGAUCUCGGGGUAAAACCAUGAUGGUGCCAUGUGAUACAGAAUACCCUGCCUUUGUCUCUGAACGCACCAUCAAAGAAACAACAGGCAACAUUGACUGUGAGGGCUGUAUCAGGUCUUUUGUCAUACAGCAGAUUCCCAGCAGCAACCUCUUCAUGGUUGUUGUGGACAAUAAGUGUGACUGCAGCAGUGCUCCUCCAGUAACCAUGGAUCCCAUCGAGAUCAUGUACAACGAGUCACUAAAAUGUGACAGACUGAAGUUUCAGAAGGACAGAAAGAAGCCUGAAUCAUGUCAUCCUUUCCACCCUGAGGAAAAUGCCAUGGAGUGUGGUUCAGCAACACGCCUGUCCAGUCCUCUAACAGCAGCUCUGCUCCCUCUGAUAGCAGCGACCAUCAGCAGGUGACCAUUAGCAGCAGGACUGGACAUCAGUAAGGACUAAAUCAACAAGAAGAUGCUUAUAAACACAUAGAGAACAUGGCCAAUCAGAAAUGAAUUUGCUCGUACCUCUGCAACAGGCAGCGCUCUACUAAGAAAAAAUCUUUAUCUGUAGCACUGAGACUCACAUCCAUUAAUGCAGAAAACAAAAAUGAUGUGGUGCAGCAAAAGAAAAUGAGAAUAAUGGGAGUGCUUGGUGACUUUGCUCAGAGAAUUGCAGAUCACACCACUGACAGUUUGCCUACUGUACUGAAUGUGUGCUGAAAUUAAAUAAGAGAAAGAAAUACAGUAUGUCAACAAUAAAAAUAAAUGCCUAGGAGUACUGGUAUUUCUGCUCUAAGUAUAAAACAAGUCUCUUGUGCAAAGGAUGAUAGUAAGCCAUCAAAUUUGUUUGUUUCUUUGUUGUGAGGAAAAAAAUGAAGGCUAAUGUAAGAGUCUGCAGAAUGUAAAAUGCACUUUUGUCAUGUGUGAAAAGAAUGCAGAGCGGUCUCUAUUUUUGGCAGGAAAUUGCUAAAAAAAAACAAUUGACAGUGCCAUCAUAGUUUUCUUUCUUCAAAUAUUUUACAUUCAUUUUGUAGCUAAAUUCUUUUUGAUGUCAGUAAUAAUAUGGAUCAUGUAAAAUAUCUGAGAGACAACAGAAAAUUUGAACUUGCUUUCUUCUGCGAGUUUCUCCUUGUUUUAAAGCAGAAGACAUUUCAGACAAGCUAAAGAUGCAUGAAGAUGAUCACAGAAUGUUACAUUGAUAUAUUCAGCCAUAAUUUGUCAAGGUGACCACAUGUUUGAGAAAGCUGAUGAAUAAAUACAAAGAAAUAUUUUCCUUCCUUCA